AUGUCUCUUCAAGAGUUUGUAGACUUCUAUAAGACACCUAAAGAAGAUAGAAAGGUACUCUACAAUGUUCUCUCCCUUGAAUAUUCACUCACUCCUCUUGAAGAUUUAGUUGACUCGCCAGCCCUUGUCCGAGAAAUCGACUGGGUUGGUAAGAUUUGGCCCGAUGCACUUCGCCAACGAUGGAUUUCAUUUAAUGGGCGAGACAAGAAGUUGUACACUCCUCAUCAUACAUUUCCAAAAGUUCAAAAUUAUUGCCUGAUGAGUGUAGCCAAUUGUUACACAGAUUUUCACAUUGACUUCAGUGGAACGUCAGUUUGGUAUCAUGUUCUAAAAGGGCGAAAAGUAUUCUGGUUGAUUCCUCCAACAGAGACCAACUUCUUCUUGUAUCAGGAGUUCAUCAAGACAGUCAGCGACAAUUCAUUCUUCGGGUAUACAGUUGAACAUUGCCAUGUUGCCAUUCUUGAACCAGGAGACACGAUGCUUAUUCCCAGCGGAUGGAUUCAUGCUGUCUAUACACCUGACGAUAGUUUGGUAUUCGGAGGAAACUUUUUGCAUUCACUAUCAUGUCAAACACAAAUUCGCGUGUUCGCAGUGGAAAACAAACUGAACAUUUCUCGCAAAUUCCGUCUCCCAUAUAAUGAGGAGCUCAUUUUCUACGUGAUGGCUGAUUAUGUCAAGAAGUGGACAGGUCGUGAAUACGUUAGGCCUCUUCGUAUCGAGGAUGCUAAACUAGAUUACGUUGGAGAAAAGUGGCAGACUGCAGGUGGUCAUCUCAAGAAAAUUGUGUACUCUGAUUAUGCUUACGAAGUUACAAAUGAUAUGGUUAAUACAGAAGAAGUUACAACUAAAGACGAAGUUAAAGUUAUUGCAAUGCACGCUGAAAAUUCGGGCUAUGGUGGAUCUCCGAUGAUUAGUAAAUCAACAUUUACGGAAGUUACUGGUUUAGAAGAAGAAGCGGAUGAUGAAGACGAUUCUAAGCCACAGGAAACUAAGGAAGAAAUGGAAGCACGACGGGAUGCUGAGAUUGACGAGUUGGCUAGUUCGAAUUCAUUAAUUUUCUACAAAAAUUCCAAGCAUGAUUUCAUUCGAAACAAGUGUGUACCUGAUCACAAGCUUCCCAUCGGUCACGAGCCGCCAAUUUAUUUCAACGAUGACGCUGUCGCAUCCAUUUCUUCCUCUCUGCUCGAUGAACUUGAGGCUCUUGGAGCAUACAUGCGUAAAAAGGGACGUGUGGAAGUGGCAGAAGGAAUCUGCCAACCUGCGUCGCUAAUCAAUGUAUUCAAUACAGUUUUGAGAAAAAGAAGAGCUGAAUUGGAAGGAACCACAUUCGAAUUCAAUCAAGUGAUGCCACGAAGAUAUACUCGGGCAGCUAUCGAAACAGGUGGCUAUGAUUUUGAGCCGACUCAAACAACCACUGCCGGAGUCUCGAGAAGAAACUCGCAGUUUAAAGUGGAAGACUUUCCCGACGAACUUCUAGAGGGAGAGGAGCCUGAAAGACCAAGAAUCAUUCUUCCCCAACAACCAUCAUCAGGACCUCUCGAAUAUAUUCCAACUGAAAGAGUUAUACAUGAAGAUGCAAAUGGGUUUGAAGAGGAGUAUGAUGAAGACUACGGAGAGACAAAACAGAUGACCGUGAAAGAAGAUGUUGAGGAUGAUGCAGAAGAAGAGCCAGAAGAAGAAGAUGAUGACGGUGAUGAAGAGUACAAAGAGGAGAAGUAUGUGGCACCAGUUACAAGACGUUCCAGUUCGAGAAAGUCAACGAGCAGUGUGAAGAAAGAGGAAAAGGAAGAAGGUGUUCUAGCUGAAGAGACUCCGAAGAAAGUAAAGAAGGAGAAAAAAGAAAAGACACCAAAGUCUGAAAAGAAAGAAGAAAAGAUUAGAGAUGAGAAUACUAAAGAGCCAAAGAAAGAUAAACGCGAAAAAGAGAAAAAGAAGAAAGAAAUGGAACGAAGAAUGCGAGAUAGUCAGCUUGAAGCUGAACUCAGAGCAGCUCACGGUGGUGUUAUGUCUAAAUCAAAAAAGAAGAAGCCUGAGAAGCCAGCGUAUGUCGGAGGUCUCCCAACGGCUCCCAUUCAAAAUGAUCCAGUCGUUUCGAAUCCGUACAACUAUGAUCCGAGAAUGGAAAUGAUGAAGCUCGGUACGGGUCAGCUCAAGUCUGCGUAUAGAAAGACAAAGAAUAAUGUCGAGUUGCACAUUGAGAAAAAUCUCUAUAAGUUGGAUCCAAAGCGAGAGAGUCAGGAAGGAAGUGAGAGUCGUGAGCAGAGCGUGGAGCCAACACCUUCCCCCGAGGUUCCAUACGAUAGAUACAGUCAGUAUCAUACUGAAGAACAUCAACAUGACGAUCUUGAAAUUCAGCGGCCACCGGCGAAACGAUCGAAAUAUGAGUCAAUUAGUGUCGACACAGUGGAGACUCCAACUUCUUCAAAAAGAAAAGAACCUCGUCCCAAAGCUUACACUCCAACUUCUAUCACAUCUCCAACUUCAUCCAACUCCCAUAAGCACAAAAUUUCUUCUCCAGCGAUGAUGUCACCUGUUCAAGAACAUACUGGACGUCAACCGAAAACUAAUGAAAGACGACUGAGUGAUCCUACUGCGAUCGCCAUGAAAAAAGGUGUCUACAUGCCACCAAUGUCGAGACAAGACAAGAUGAUUGCGGAUGAACCAUCUGCUUCUUCUUCACGUCAUUCUUCGAUUUCUUCUGAACGUCGCCAAAGCUUCAUUCCUGAUUUCAACUCUUCUCGCCAUUCUUCAAUCGACGCUUAUUCCCCGACUGUUCAGACUCCAAUGAGAACAUCAUGGAUUCCAAACUCAUAUGUUCCCACUAGACGUUCUCUUGAUGAUGAUUUCCCGAUUGACGUCGUGAAUGACUCACACUCUCCAAUUGAUGUUGUUAACUCGCCACCUUUCCCAACUUCUGUAACACCGCCACCAGUUACUCUUUCUGAACUGAAUAGAGAAAUGUCAAACGGCAAAAAGAGACAUAAUCAUCAUCACCGUCAUUCGGAAGAAGGACGGAAACCGAAGAUCUCAGCAAAAGAUGCAAUCAGUGAGCUGAAAAUUCUAGUCAAUCGCCUCAAGACCAUCAAUGAUUCGUGA
Molecule: messenger RNA, 3096 nt
Organism: Caenorhabditis remanei
Lineage: Eukaryota; Metazoa; Nematoda; Chromadorea; Rhabditida; Rhabditidae
Exons: 12
Coding region: 1-3096 (1031 amino acids)
Biological process (GO): protein demethylation; regulation of transcription by RNA polymerase II
Molecular function (GO): transcription coregulator activity; histone demethylase activity
Source: RefSeq, a predicted model, not a curated record